GACACGAAACGGUCGCCAGUUUUUCCGGGCUUUUCCGACUUCGCUUAUCGUCGCGUCCUCGCCUCAUUUUCCGUAGCCCGCUUAUCAGCGCAAAACGCGACGCGUGGAAAUGCCGUCGGUGGAAAUGCAGUUGGCAUAAGUCGCUGCCCGCACGAGUGCACAACAUAUCAAUUGGGACUUUCCGACAGCUCCAUUAACCAGGCUCCCGCACACCUGCAGCCAUGUUUUGGAUUUUACGGCGCACCGGAGCCGCCAACUUCUUCAACUCCUUCAACAACAACUGCAGCUUUUCCAAGAGCAACUCGAACGGCGGCAAUCACAGCAACAGCACCCAAGACAAGUAUGUGAAGCGGCCCCCACGGAAGGCAUAUGGACGACUGAGCGCCGAGGCCGACGAUGCCGUGUCACUCGGCCACAAAAUCGAUGAUCCGUUCGAUGAGCUCGACGACUUUGAAAUGCUGGCGGCGAACUCCAGCUCAGCCGGCUGCAGCAGUCAUGCCAACAACGAGCCACCUGGCGAAGCCAAUGGCAACGUCAAUGUCAACGGCUCGAGAGGAGCAGCAGCAUGCGGGAACGGCAACGUGAACGGGAAUGGAAAUGGGAACGGUAACGGGAACGGGAGCCUGGCACUCCUGCCCUGCACGGACGCCGAUUGCCAGGGCAACUACGAGGUGGAGAGCGCCCUCUGCGAGCUGGGCCUCUGCCAGGCGAAGGGCAAGACAUCAAAGGACCUCGGUGCAGGCAGCACGUCCACGUCGAAGGAGAUUAACGAAAACACAAUAAGUCGGCUGCAUGCACUGGCCAUGGCUGAUGAUGAUGACGACUACGAUGAAUCGCUCACCUGCAACGUGUGCGACCGGGCUUUCCAUUGUCACCGUCAGCUGGCGUCGCACCAGCAGAAGAAGCGGCACUUCGGCUGCAGUGGCUGCGACAGUCUCUUCCCCUCGCUGAUGCUGCUGGAGCACCACAAGGAGGAGUUCGAGCACUGGAGCGACGAGGAGAUGGGCCGCCGGGUCUGCUGCCGGCGGAACAGGUGCGACGACGACUACUUCACGGACACGGACUCCUUCAUCAGCGACGCGGAGAGCGAGGAUCUGGAGAGGCUGUUGUAGACGACGGGCUUAAAAUCGGAGCUUGGCACUGAGCGACUUAGCGAGUGAGCGACUGAGGGAUGGCGGGCAGGACUUAGUUUCGGAGGGUUCACCAGCCGGAGAGCGGCCUCCAUCGCCACCCCGCUGGGCGGAGUAUCCUGCGGCGCCAAAUGGAAGGGAAGGUACGGCAGGACGACGGACUGGGCGCUCCUCUUCUGAUGAAGAUUGACACUCGGGCGGGCCGCUUGUCGCCCUAAUGAAAAUGAAUUAAACCCCAAUCUGGCUGAACGCAAAGCCGCCAGCCAAACAAUGAAACAUGUUGGCCCAAACCCGAUACCAAAAACAAAACCAAAAACAAAACCAAAACGAAGCAGAGGCGGCAGCACGGGAUAUAAAAUACUUGUGUGCUGUGGGCCGACUGUACUUUUAGAGUUCAACUACGAGAGACCUCGGUGGGGUCUAAAACCAAGUUAUUGUAAAUGUAAAUGUAAUUGUAAAUGUAUAUCUAUGUGUGUGUAUAAUGAGCUAGUCGAAUACGAAUACGAAGUUCCAUAAGUGGAAGUCAUAUCAUUAAAUGCAUAUGUGUUGACCGAGAACAAGUGCAGAAAACUAUUUACCAAGCGGAAAACGCAAGAACCCAAUGUAUUUUUCAAUAAAUAAAGCCGUGCGAAGCCGAGAGCCUUUUCAGCAA
This is a messenger RNA of Drosophila ficusphila, 1782 nucleotides long. RefSeq lists its product as uncharacterized. Bases 222 to 1112 code for a protein of 296 amino acids. Lineage: Eukaryota; Metazoa; Arthropoda; Insecta; Diptera; Drosophilidae. The record is from RefSeq and is a predicted model, not a curated record. The transcript is spliced from 4 exons.